Messenger RNA from Acinonyx jubatus (cheetah), 6353 nucleotides. It is a transcript of the gene ASTN1, whose product is annotated as astrotactin 1. The record is from RefSeq and is a predicted model, not a curated record. Gene Ontology annotation, biological process: neuron cell-cell adhesion; neuron migration. Gene Ontology annotation, molecular function: protein binding. Bases 391 to 4299 code for a protein of 1302 amino acids. The transcript is spliced from 23 exons. Lineage: Eukaryota; Metazoa; Chordata; Mammalia; Carnivora; Felidae.
UGCAGGUAGUUCCUAGCCAAGAGCGUGCUCGUGCCGGGGGAGGCGAAGGAGGAGAAAGGCGGCAGCACCGGCAGCCUGCUGGGGGCUGACCUGAUUCCCUAGAAUCCUCAGCUCCCUUCCUCUCUCCUCCGACGUCCUUCCUUCCCUUCUCUCCUCCUUCCCCCCCUUCCCUUCCCCAGCGAAGCAGCUGCGAGGAACAAAGAACGCGGGCGCUCCGGGCAGCAGCGCGCAAGCCCCGCGCACGGCGCGCGGCGUCUGGCUCCGCGGAGCUGGGCUCUCCCGGCUCCACGUCCCUCCGCAGCCUCCCCCGCCUCCCGCGCUCGCUCGCUCCCGCCCGCUCGCCGCCUCCCCCACCUUCGCGGCGCCGGAGGAAGGCGGCCGGGGCUCAAGAUGGCUUUAGCCGGGCUCUGCGCCCUGCUCGCCUGCUGCUGGGGGCCGGCGGCGGUGCUGGCCACGGCCGCCGGCGACGUGGACCCAUCCAAGGAGCUGGAGUGCAAGCUCAAGAGCAUCACGGUGUCGGCGCUGCCCUUCCUGCGCGAGAACGACCUGAGCAUCAUGCACAGCCCCUCGGCCUCCGAGCCCAAGCUCCUCUUCUCGGUGCGCAACGACUUCCCGGGAGAAAUGGUCGUGGUGGACGACCUGGAAAACACGGAGCUGCCCUACUUCGUGCUGGAGAUCUCGGGAAACACAGAGGACAUCCCUCUGGUGCGCUGGAGGCAGCAGUGGCUGGAGAAUGGCACUCUGCUCUUUCACAUUCAUCACCAAGAUGGUGCUCCCAGCCUCCCUGGACAAGACCCAACUGAAGAACCCCAGCAUGAGUCAGCAGAAGAGGAAUUGAGGAUCCUGCACAUCUCAGUCAUGGGUGGCAUGAUCGCUCUCCUGCUGUCCAUCUUGUGCCUGGUGAUGAUCCUGUACACUCGUCGACGCUGGUGUAAACGCCGCCGGGUGCCCCAGCCCCAGAAGAGUGCCAGCGCUGAGGCAGCCAACGAGAUUCACUACAUUCCCUCCGUGCUGAUCGGCGGGCAUGGGCGGGAGAGCCUGCGCAACGCCCGCGUGCAGGGCCACAACUCCAGCGGCACCCUGAGCAUCCGGGAGACACCCAUCCUGGACGGUUAUGAGUACGACAUCACGGACUUGCGCCACCACCUGCAGAGGGAGUGCAUGAACGGAGGGGAGGACUUUGCCAGCCAGGUCACCCGCACCCUGGACUCCCUGCAGGGCUGCAACGAGAAGGCGGGGAUGGACCUCACACCAGGAAGCGACAAUGCCAAGCUGUCGCUGAUGAAUAAGUACAAAGAUAACAUCAUCGCCACCAGCCCCGUGGAUUCCAAUCACCAGCAGGCCACCCUGCUCUCGCACACCUCCAGUAGCCAGAGAAAGCGGAUCAACAACAAGGCAAGAGCUGGUUCCGCCUUCCUGAACCCUGAAGGAGACUCUGGCACAGAGACAGAAAACGACCCCCAGCUGACUUUCUACACCGACCCCUCCAGGAGCCGGAGGCGCAGCAGAGUGGGCUCCCCCCGAAGUCCUGUGAAUAAGACCACCUUGACGCUGAUCAGCAUCACCAGCUGUGUAAUCGGUCUCGUGUGCUCGUCCCACGUCAGCUGCCCCCUCGUUGUCAAAAUCACCCUGCACGUCCCCGAGCACCUGAUCGCCGAUGGGAGCCGCUUCAUCUUGCUGGAGGGGAGCCAGCUGGAUGCCAGUGACUGGCUGAACCCAGCCCAAGUGGUGCUCUUCUCUCAGCAGAACUCCAGUGGGCCCUGGGCCAUGGACCUCUGUGCCCGGCGGCUCCUGGACCCCUGUGAACACCAGUGCGACCCCGAAACUGGUAGGCGGGAGCACCGGGCAGCGGGGGAAUGCCUUUGCUACGAAGGUUACAUGAAGGAUCCAGUACACAAGCAUCUUUGCAUUCGGAAUGAAUGGGGCACAAACCAGGGGCCUUGGCCUUACACAAUAUUUCAGCGGGGCUUUGACCUGGUUUUGGGAGAACAGCCUUCUGAUAAAAUAUUCAGAUUCACCUACACCCUUGGGGAGGGCAUGUGGUUGCCCCUCAGCAAAAGUUUUGUGAUCCCACCGGCUGAACUGGCCAUCAACCCUUCGGCAAAGUGUAAGACGGACAUGACAGUGAUGGAGGACGCUGUGGAGGUCAGAGAGGAGCUGAUGACCUCGUCCUCCUUUGACAGCCUGGAGGUUCUCUUAGAUUCCUUUGGGCCAGUGCGCGACUGCAGCAAGGAUAACGGGGGCUGCAGCAAGAACUUCCGCUGCAUCUCAGACCGCAAGCUGGACUCCACUGGUUGUGUGUGCCCGUCCGGACUGAGCCCCAUGAAGGACAGCUCUGGCUGCUACGACCGCCACAUUGGGGUGGACUGCUCAGAUGGCUUCAAUGGCGGCUGUGAGCAGCUGUGUCUCCAGCAGAUGGCGCCCUUCCCGGAUGACCCCACCUUGUACAACAUCCUCAUGUUCUGUGGGUGCAUCGAGGAUUACAAGCUUGGUGUGGAUGGACGCUCUUGCCAGCUCAUCGCGGAGACCUGCCCAGAGGGCGGUGACUGUGGGGAAAGCAGGGAGCUUCCCAUGAACCAGACCCUCUUUGGGGAAAUGUUCUUUGGUUACAACAACCAUUCCAAGGAAGUCGCUGCUGGGCAAGUGCUGAAAGGAACAUUCAGGCAAAACAACUUUGCUCGGGGUUUAGACCAGCAACUGCCAGAUGGUCUUCUGGUGGCCACUGUUCCCCUGGAGAAUCAGUGCCUGGAGGAAAUCUCGGAGCCCACCCCUGACCCCGACUUCCUGACUGGGAUGGUGAACUUCAGUGAGGUGUCUGGAUACCCUGUGCUGCAGCACUGGAAGGUCCGGUCUGUGAUGUACCACAUCAAACUCAACCAAGUGGCCGUCUCUCAGGCCCUCAGCAAUGCGCUCCACUCCCUGGAUGGAGCUACGUCUCGUGGGGAUUUUGUGGCCCUGUUGGACCAGUUUGGCAACCACUACAUCCAGGAAGCUAUCUACGGCUUUGAGGAGUCCUGUUCCAUCUGGUACCCAAACAAGCAGGUGCAGCGGCGACUCUGGCUGGAAUAUGAAGACAUCAGCAAAGGCAACUCUCCAUCCGAUGAGUCGGAGGAGCGGGAAAGAGACCCCAAGGUGCUGACGUUCCCAGAAUACAUCGCCAGCCUGUCAGAGUCUGGCACCAAGCGCAUGGCAGCUGGGGUCCGCAUGGAGUGCCAGAGCAAGGGACGAUGCCCCUCAUCCUGCCCCCUGUGUCAUGUGACAUCCAGCCCUGACACUCCUGCUGAGCCAGUUCUGCUGGAGGUGACCAGAGCAGCCCCCAUCUAUGAACUGGUGACCAACAACCAGACCCAGAGGCUCUUGCAGGAGGCCACCAUGAGCUCCCUGUGGUGCUCAGGGACUGGAGACGUCAUCGAGGACUGGUGUCGAUGUGACUCCACCGCUUUUGGAGCUGAUGGACUCCCUACCUGUGCGCCUCUCCCACAGCCUGUGCUGAGACUCUCCACGGUUCAUGAGCCCAGCAGCACCCUUGUGGUCCUAGAGUGGGAACAUUCAGAGCCUCCGAUCGGGGUGCAGAUUGUAGAUUACCUCAUCCGUCAAGAGAAGGUCACUGACAGGAUGGACCACUCCAAAGUGGAGACAGAAACGGUGCUGAGCUUUGUGGACGACAUCAUCUCUGGAGCCAAGUCUCCUUGUGCCAUGCCCUCUCAGGUGCCAGACAAGCAGCUUACCACCAUCUCUCUGAUCAUUCGGUGCCUGGAACCGGACACCAUCUACAUGUUCACCCUGUGGGGCGUGGACAACACCGGACGGCGUUCCAGACCCAGCGACGUGAUCGUAAAGACCCCUUGCCCCGUGGUGGAUGAUGUCAAAGCCCAAGAGAUAGCAGAUAAGAUCUACAAUCUCUUCAAUGGCUACACCAGUGGCAAGGAGCAACAGACGGCCUAUAACACCCUCCUGGAUCUGGGUUCUCCAACCCUACACCGAGUCCUCUACCACUACAACCAGCACUAUGAGAGUUUUGGAGAAUUCACCUGGCGGUGUGAGGAUGAACUGGGCCCCAGGAAAGCUGGCCUCAUCCUUUCCCAGCUAGGCGAUCUCAGCAGUUGGUGCAAUGGCCUCCUUCAGGAACCCAAGAUAAGCUUGCGACGUGGCUCCCUGAAGUACCUGGGCUGCCGCUACAGUGAGAUCAAGCCCUACGGACUUGACUGGUCAGAGCUCAGCCGGGACCUCAGGAAGACGUGCGAGGAGCAGACCCUGAGCGUCCCUUACAACGACUAUGGGGACAGCAAGGACAUCUAGCGCCAUGAAGCCAGAUGGUGUGGCUGCCGAAACGAAGCAGGAGAGAGGAGAGGAACAUCUGGGUUGGUUUGUGGAUUUUUAAUAUUUUUUAAUGGAACAUUAAAACCUCUAAACCAGGGAGAGGCAAUAGCUAAACCAGGGAGAAACUGAUCCUUGCUCCCAGUGGAACUUCUUUGGUAUGACAUUCUCCAUCUGCAUGGUCGGUACAGCUGCCAUCCGGCAGCUUCGUGCAGUAUUUCUCUGCAGGGGAUUACUUUGGGGCUUGUUUUACAGUUGAUUUGUUUCAUUUAAUUUUUUUUUUUCCCGUGAGGUUCAUCAAAAUGCUCAAGAGUUCUGCCAUGCUUCCCAUGAAAGGUCUAUCAGGUCGAGGCACCCUGUGCUCAUUGAGUCCCUGAGUCCAUUAGCUGGGGACAGAGAUGAGGUCAGAGAGUUGCUAGACUGGCCUCGGGCUCCGGCCUCAAGCGUUCCUCAGGAAGCAUCUCACUCUGGGAGCCUAAGCUCUGCUCACAAAGACCACAGGAAAUUGGGAGGGUGGCCUCUGUGCGGGUCUCAUGGUUUCCCCCAUGCCUUCCUAUUGCUUGUUUCACACCUCUCAGGUGAACUGAGCCUCCAACAUGGGUCCCAGCAGGCCUUCAGGAUUUUUUAGGUCCUCACCCAUUCUAAGACAGGAGUAGAAUGAAAUCUCCUUCUGGUGGAUCUCUGCCUCUCCUUCAGACAAUACGAUCUUUAAGAGGCGACAAAAUGCUACCUGUCAAAUGCACCUUCAAAACAGUCUGCCUGGGAGACUAGUUAGCAGUCAUAUUCUAGAAAAGAAGUAGAGUUGAUUAUUCUAAAAAACUCCUGUGUCCCAGGAUGAACUUCUCCAGACCACAUAUGUACAUCCCACGCCUGGAUUCUCUUUAGUGUCCGAGUCACUUAACCCUGGGCAGAGAAGGCCUGACCGACACCCACUCUGGUCCAGGAAGGGCUGAUACCUCUGUGUCAGUGUUUCGGUGAACUAAAGCUCUUACUGAUCACACACACACACACACACACACACACACGCAACCAAUGUCCAUUUCUCCCUUGCUAAAUUUGCCUAAUUAUGUCGCUAGUUUUGCAGAUCCUUUCUCUGGAUGGCCAUCCACAGGAGAAUACCACUGUUUUCACCUCCCAUCCAGCUGCCGGGAGUAGCCGAGGUUCUGUGUAGGCAAGUAGAGGCCGGGCUCUUGGCUCUGUCCCAUGACCCUAGUGUGAUAGCCACAGAUAUAAGUGGUGGCCCAGUUAAAAGGAAAGCCAGCCUUUCCGCAAGAGCUUUGAGGGCCAUGUGGCCCACACACCUCAGAGGCCUCGACACACACUUCCAGUCACCCUGCCUUUGACCGGGGCUCCUCAUUUGGAAACACAAGAGAAAGGUCAGGAAAGAGAUGCAGGGCGAUAUGGAACUCCCCUGGGUUUUUUCCAAAUAGUGAUGACAGAUCCCGUUCGUGCUUACCAUGUGUCAGAGCUGCUCUGAGCACUUCGUACAUCCCUGAAUCCUCAGGACAGCCUCCCGCCCCCACCACCAAGGAGGUGCUGUUCUCGCCUCCGUUUCAGUGAUGAGGAACCCCAGGCAAAGAGAGGAACCCCAUUAGGCUGUUUGCCCCGGAUGCCUCCUUUACCACUGCCUGGGCCCCGACAGGAACAGACCAGUUUGCCUGUGGCAUGCAGCUGUCCCUUCUCUAAGCUCCACAGGACCCGCCCAGAGAGCUUUCCCUUUGCCACACCUGCCUGGGACAGAUGUGCCCACGGUGCACCCUGAACUCAGCCACCGGAGCACCCCUGGGGACCAAGGGGUCUGCGGAGCGAGCUUCCCCCGGGGUCUGGUGGCGGGGCCUGGGGUGAGGCUGCAGGUUCGGGAGGCCUCACAGCCCGCCCUGCGUCUUCCCGUAAAAAGACUGAAAGAUUUGUCUCGAAUUCUGGAAGGUACCUGCCUCAGAAAUUCCUCCACUUCCGGAGCCAAGGCCAGCAGAAAAGUCGGCCCUCCCGCUCAUGGGCAGUGCAGGGCCGCAGGUGGGAUGCCUAAAGGGACAUCG